GAGUUCGGUUAAGUUACGUCGUGAGGUACUAAGACUGCUCUGCACUGGUGGUGGAAUUUAAGCCGGGUUAGAAGUAGACAUCGAGAUUGGAAGCAGUGCGACUUGCGACCAUCUGUGUUUCUCGUGUGUCGGCAUGAAUUUUCCGAUCGUUCUCAGAAGGAAGCUGAACUAAAGACGCAAGAGGGUAGAGGAUGCUAGGGCUAGGUACGAAGUGGUGACCUAGCACUAAUUUCCGUGCAAGCCCUCGAUGCUUACGCUACGGCUGGUGUCGACACACUUCCUGAAGCAACCAUAGGCAGUGCCCUUCGCCUGGAAAGGGCUUAUGAUGUGCCGUGAUAGGGACAUGAACCCAGAACUAGUCGAUAUCUACGAUUCGUUGUUAUUGAAAGUUUGAUCUCGUCAGGACGGACCGACUGCGAGAGCGACGGACCGACCACGCAGUAGAGAGUGAGAUACCAUCCGGAAGCACUUUUUGUACCGGACGGAAGCUCCUCCGUUCUUCUAUAAUUUUACUUUAUUUCCCUCCUGCGUUGCGCAUCUAAUUAGAUUCUAUACGCGUUUUUACUAAACGACGGGGACGUGGCGGAGUCUCCGCGAGGAUCGCAUUUCGUAAGAAGAAAAAUACAAUCACGGGAAAGAAGCCCAACGUACCGGAGAGUGUCGCGAGUACUCUAAUUCCCCGAUAAAUCGGAACGGGAGCAUCGCUAGGACGAGGGAGGAUCUACCCAGUUCACAUUCGAGUCUCGAAGACAGCAAGGAAUCUUGAGCAAGAUCAAAGGCAAGAGGAAUCCAAACGAAGAGGCAGGCCAGCACGGCUUGGCGGGACUGUUCACGAGAACUUUCAGGCUGAAUUCGGGAUACUUCAACCUGUGGAGAGUCGCGAAAGAGUGUAUUUUUUAUAUCAAUAACAGUGCGGCAGUGGGUCGCGGUGUAGACGGAGUGGGAUGAGACGACCUCAGCAAGAACCUCUUCAUCACCAUCAUCACCAUCAUCAUCAUCAUCAUGGAUCAUCAGCCAGUCCCACACGCUCCCGUCAAGUUCACGAAAAGGAGGAGUCUCGACUUGCUCGAGUAAAGCGUGUCCUUGCUGGAUCGCUUUUGGGUCGUGGAACGGGAUCUGCAAAGGUCUUUGGCACCCGUCUGGACCUGGUUGAGUCCUAUCAGGAUACUGGAGUCCCGUUCGUAGUUCAUCGACUGUGCAGCUACAUCGAGACCCAUGGCUUUCAAAGUGCAGCCGUCUUCAGAUUAUCCGGUGGCAAUCCCAGGGUGGCUGAAAGACUCAGGGCUGCCUUUGAGCGCAGAGGGGAUGCCGAUUUAGAGGGUGCCGCCUGCCCGCCUACAGCUGCAACUCUCCUCAGACAGUAUCUUAAGGAACUUCCGCAGCCCGUAGUAUCUUCUGCCCUCGUUGGUAGAUUGCUCCAAAUUCACUCUCAGGACUACGAUAAGGAUCGUGAGAACUGGAUCGACACUACCAAGGAACUUCUGUCGACCCUACCGGCCUCGCACUACCGUCUUCUCGGCUACCUAGCAAUCUACCUUGGCAAGUACGAGGCCAAACAUGGCAGAAGUGCUGGCGUCUGCGGUGUCUUCGCACCGGUUAUUUUGCCGCACGUACCGCCAGCGACAACCCUCCUCAGGGACAUCCUCGGCGAGGCUACUGUUCUCUUUCCUGACUGUAUCAAAGGAUCCACGGUGUACGGUGUGAUCUCAACCGAUUGCAAAGUCUGCAAGGACUCUAAGGGCGAGCUCAAGGAAUCCGAGAGCACGUCGCUGCUUUGCGCGCUGAAACCGCGCAAGCGCAAGGAACGCCGCGAAUCUUGUUGCCAGGAAAGGAAGCUAAUAAGGAGCAACAGUGAAGAGCGCAUUUUGGAAAGUGCUGCCAACACUGCCGAUUCGAUACGCAGAGUAAGCAGUCACGAGGAUUUCAACAGCGCCAAGCAUCUGCACUUAUUAUCGCAGCUCGGUCCGGACAUGGGUCACGGAGUGAGGUGCGCCGGGUUUCCUCUUCACGAGAGAACCAACGUUUCUCCGGUUUCUAAUAAGCCGUCGCCGGUCCCAUCGCCCUGCGAUGCUGUUCUGGCUUCCGAGAGGUUCGAAUGCGACGCCGAGCGUCUCAGAAGCAGCGAACGCUUCAGUAGGAGUGUCACUCCUCGGGGAAGGCGUCAAGCCAGACGCAGAAAAGUUCACAGAGGUUCGGAUGUCGAUCAGAAUUCCAGUAAAGAAAACGAGGAGGAACUCGAGGGUAUUUAUGCCCGGUCUCUUAAUGCAAACAGUCGCAAUGGUUCGCCUGGGCCCAGCUUCCUUGAAAUGCUAAGCAGUGGGCCCAGUAGAUCACCAUCUCCUGUUCGACCUCCGAUCCUCGAUCAUGAUGAUACGAACAAUCCCAGUUUGACGAACUGGGGUUUUCAGCAUAGACAGGGCACUGUGGAGGAAGAAACUGAUGCUCGCGUGGAAGCCAUGUUGUCACCAAGGAACUCGUUGCUGGUGCCCAGAAGAUUUUAUUCUGAAAACGAUGUUCAAUCCAACGUUCCGAAUGUCACCGAGCAUGGUCUCAAAACUCUGACUAAACACAUUAAUGGCUUGAAGAAGAAAAUCAAAAAGUAUGAGGACGAGUUCGAACAGAACUUUGGCUAUCGUCCUAGUCACUCUGACAAAAUGAGUAACCGCGACAUCAAGAAACUCUGCUCGGAGCUUAAUAAGCUGAGAAAGGAGCAUAAGAUACUCAAAGAAGAUCCAAUUGGUGCGCUUCUGGCGAAUGCAAACAACAGGCUGAAUAACGCCGGCAGUCCAACGAACAAUAACAACAGCCCGGAGAAGUCACGGGCAACGUCCAUGGAAGAGAUGAUCAAGGAAGUUGAACGGAAACUCAAUGAGAAGAGACUUAAGGGUAACAGACCGGAUAAUAUGGAGGAAUUGACCUACGAACAAUUACUUGACGAGAAGACCGCCGUUCAGAAGGCUCUUCUUCACAUCGAAAACGCCUUUGGAAGAGCUGUUUCUAAGGAAGAUAGAGUAAUCGUGCGACCACUCUAUGACAGAUACAGAACACUCAAGAGACUAUUGAUUAGAGCUGGACCGAAUAAAAAUAAAGAUAGCGUGACUGAACUCGCGACUAUUCUGGAGCACGAAGCAAUGGACUUCACGUCGUCCACACUUCCUGGCAAUGCGGCGGACGGGGAAAGAAGAGCCAGCGAACCUGACAUGUCUCACCGUGGAAUUCUCGACUGCAUCGAGAAUGUCGAACAAUUCCCAACCGACAGCGACAGUCAGCACAGCAGCAGCGAAGGAAGUCGCGGUGUUGGAGAAAGCCUUCACGCGUUGCCACAAGAGGAGCUUCUGAUUCAGCAACGAGCUACACGCGAAGAAAAGAAAAAACUUCGUCGUGCCCUCAAGGAACUCGAAGUCCAGUUCGAAGCUCGAGCGGGUCGCCGAAUGCAAAGAGAAGAUCGCGGUCCACAAGUAACGACAGUGUACGAGUCUUAUAAGCAAGCGAAAGCCAAACUGAGACUGAUUGAGGCUCUGCUUGCGAAGAAAGCUUAAAGCAACGUAUAAAAUCUCGAGAGACCGAGAAUUGAUACCCGUUGACGUCGUAAAGACGAAUUUCCAUUGAAAUCGAAGAAAUUCGAACGAUGCGUGUUCUUAGAAAAUGGCGUAAUCGCAUCGAGAGGUCUUUUUUGUCGAAUUUAUAGUAGGGGGAUACAGAUAAUAACAAUCAAGAUCUUUUCAAGCUGUACGAUCGAUAAGUCGUAAAAUUUUACGUAGAACUUCUGGAAGAUUAAAAACAUUCUCUUCGCGGAGUUAUUAUUUCGUUUGACUUGUUUGAGUACUACUAUAAUGAGGAUGUUACGGUGGCCAUUAGGCUUAUGGGUUUCUUGCAGGGGGAGAGUGGUCGUUUUAACCUAUUGGCUACUUCUUCUUUGCCUUCGUACUCGAUUGAGAGGUUAAUAAAUAAUGAAAUUUCUCGACCUAUGAAUAUAUUGAAUUUAUAUUAUUAUUUUUUUUUUUUUUAAUACACUGGUGUACUUCUCGUUUCCUUCUAGACGCAUUCGAGUACCAAGGCUCAUAUCUAUUUGGAAUGCCUUUAUUUAUUUGUACUUAUCUAUUGUUCACGUGUGCGGUUUAAUGACAGAGUCGCUCUGUGUUAAAAAAGAAAGUUAUUUCGUUCGUCAUAUUUCGUAAACUCUUCAUUUUGACAUAUACAUACGUACAACACUUACGCGUGCUCCAUUUCAUUAGCACUAAACGCGUAUUCAUAAAAAAUCAUUAAAUGAGAAAAUAAAUGAGUAUCGAACGGAGGGAUUACUUGUAAAAAUAAGUACCUUAAGAGAUAUCACAUGUUGUAAUUGUAAGAGUACUAUAAAAUGUUAUAAUCAUAUAACAUAUGAAAAGAAAAAGACAAAGAUAAAGAUUGACUACGUUCUUGUUGAUUUUUAUGUUACAUUUGCACGUUUAAAGUGUGUGCGAAAUGCUGACGAUUAUUUUAAUAAUCGUUCAUCACGUAUCACGGUGUUUCUACGUGAAUCACAAAAUUCUUAUCGUUGGGUGCUAUGUCUUUAAAUAACGUAAGGGUCGACAUCAUACGAAUGACAUUGACAAUUGAACCUAUGCCGAAGAAAUCUGUUUAGGACACGUCUUCCGUUUUCAUAAUUAUUAAUCUUUCUACGCGCGCGUAGAACGACAACUUGACGAGUCGCUACUUUACCGUGAAUAUAUCUGUACAUACAAGGAUCGGUAUCGACGGUAUAUUAACACACUUCAAUUAAUUCUGGAAAUAGAAAAUAACACGUACCAUGACUUUCGUCAUUUUCAUAUAGGACUUUAUUACGUUCUUGAUAAUGGUAAUCAAUAUACAGUGUAUGAGAGACAAUUUUCUAGACCAAAGCAUUUUUUAGUCUGUGAUAUAAGAUAUUUGUAUCGUGGAAAGAGUGGAUCGAGUGUGGUAAUGUUGGAACGGAUGUGAGUGCAUGAAUGAAGAGAGUCGAGAAAAUGUUUUUCUCAAGUUGUAUCAUGGAAACGUGAAAAAAUGACUUUGUUGCUUAUGAACGGAAGGAAAGGAAUGGAGAAGAUAGUCCACCUUCUUACUAGCCAGCGUUUAUCGGAACUCGACGCUGAGUACCAGCCAGGACUAUUUUCGAAGGUACAUUCUAUCCUCAGGGAAAUCGAAAGGGAGAAAGAAAGAACGGCAGAAAAAUGAGAAAGUGGAGGAAUAGAAACUUACUUUUUUAUUCUAUGCGAGAAAAAUGGUAUCAUUUAUCGAAAGACGCAUACCGAUUGCUUAAACGUGGUGAUAGGGCAUGUGUAAAAGUAUAGUGAGUGCGGCACGAAUGAGGAUAACAGAAUGCAGAUGAUAAUACUAUUUGUAGAUCGUAGCAUAACAUUUUAUAUUAAUAUUGCUUACAAUAUUUUAUAGUUUGUAGCUGGAGGAACACAGACAUUACAUUGUAUUGAUUAAUGAAGGAAGAGGGUUAAAUUUGGAAUUACGAAUCUUUUGCUAGCUACGCGCGAGUAAGAGAGACACAGCAGACAUAUAAUGAAUACAUUACUAGCCGACAAUCCAUCAAGUUGUUAAUUGUAAAAACAUGCAGCUAAUGUUUUCUUUGGUAUUUUCUUGCCAAAGAAAACAAGAAAAGGCACAAUAACAGAAGGAAAGGCAUCUCGGUUAUGGUUUUCAAUAACAUAUCUAGGGAGUAGGUUCUCGUUAGGUAUUAACGUGCAGUGAAUGAACCCGGUGUGCAGAAGUUUAAUAAUCUUAAUACAGUAAAUCUAAUCGAAUACUUUGCACAUCCAUCCUCUGCUGUAUGCGCUACGUGUAGAUGUAUUUGGAUAAAGAUGAAAACAAGCAUGACGCCCUUCACGCGUUCAGUAAAUAUCUUACAAGAAUCCCAACGACUUCGACGUUCUUACACACGAUAUACGUUAAUACGAUAUGUAUAUAUAACAUAGCGUUGUACCUACAUACAUCGUCACAUACAUAAAUGCAUACAUUCAUACUAACACCUUCAUACAUAAAUUAUAUAUAUUAUAUAAAUAUAUAUUGUACGAGAUAGCACACACGAGCGAAUAUAAUAAAAUAUGAUCUACAAUCA
Cephus cinctus (wheat stem sawfly) is the source of this 6085-nucleotide messenger RNA. Its product is annotated as protein FAM13A. The record is from RefSeq and is a predicted model, not a curated record. Gene Ontology annotation, biological process: signal transduction. The transcript is spliced from 11 exons. The coding region runs from base 945 to 3539 and encodes 864 amino acids. NCBI's taxonomy places the organism in Eukaryota, Metazoa, Arthropoda, Insecta, Hymenoptera, Cephidae.